ACGUUCCGGUCCAUAUUUAAUUGUCGAUGCCACACGGCAGUGCGGUGUGCGCGAGUGGAGGGAAAGAAGUGGAAAAAAAAAAGGUUCGACACGCUUACGCAAACGACAUGUACCACGGCCGGUAUGAGAAGAGGUCGUCCCGGGGACAGGUCAGGUACACACCCAUCGUCACCGUCGCAUCUACCUGCGGAGGAGAGACCAAGACCAAAGUGGCUACAGUCGCGUCUGGUCCCUUGCAAGUGUCACACACGGGUCGUCGACAGAACACGUUCUACCGUACGAAAUUCGCGCGUAUUUCUCCACGUUUAGCCGACGCACAUUGUAUGCCGGCCAUGUGUCGUCUGUACGCGAUCGUUGCCGUAGCGGUGCUCGCCGCGCCGUACUGUUGCCGAGCGGCGGAAGGCGUUGGCGACACUCUGAUGAAGAUGUUCCGCAUCGAGACGAUGGAAAACCGCACCGCCGACGUCCAGAUACCCAGCUACAUGUACGAGUUAUACGAAGACACGGGAAACAGGCGAUACGACGUGAUAAGGAGCAUCACGCCGACGACGGAAUCACAUGGCGCGUUCAGUCAGUUUGUUUAUGACCUGAGUACACUUGAACCCUCCGAACUCGUCCAAAAAGCAGUCCUUCAGCUUGAACCUAACACAAAUCGUCAAUUUAGCAAGGCCAUAAAUGUAUCAUUUUUCGCUUUGCCUAAACAAACCGUAUCGAAAACGUAUUUAGGGUCGGGAACAAUACAUGGCACUUUAGAUUUGGUCAACGCUUUGGGUCCACAGCCAUUAAAUGGCUUCGACCAACUAGUCGUCCAGAUGGAAGGUGCGGCAAAAUUAUCUAUUGGACUAGUGUUGUAUUCGAUAACCACUGGUGGUGGAUAUGCAAAAGGCCACGAAUUGGCAAACUUACUGUUUGAAACUACAAUUAAAAGACGCAAGAGGUCAGUGGCUGAUAAUGAAAUCGACGUUAAGCGAAAUCAUUUCACGAGUGAGCCAAAACGAAAGAAAAAGAAGCAAAAAGUAUCACGAGUCAAUAAACUACAGGCCGUGGACACGGGUGACACGAUCACGUUUACCGGCGCGGACCAGUGCCGGAUGGAGAAGCUGGUGCUCAACUUCGCAGACAUCGGCUGGGAAGACUGGGUGAUCUACCCGAAGGGGUUCGAGACCAACUACUGCGCGGGCGGUUGCCUGUUCCCGCUGGGCAAGGGGUCCAAGCCUACCAACCACGCGACCGUCCAGAGCUUGGCCAGGUCGUUCGGCCGGCUGUGGGACGUGCCGGAGCCCUCUUGCGUGCCCGACACGCUCGCACCGCUCACGCUGCUCUACAUGGACCGGUCCAACCACGUGCUGCUCAAGAGCUACCCCGACAUGAGGGUGGUCACGUGCUCGUGCAAGUGAUGCGGUUCUAUACCGCGACCACGGUUGUGACGUCGUGUCUGGUGACGUUGCGCACCGCAUCGGUACACAACGUCACGACCGUGAUGAUGUACUUAUUAUAUUAUUAUACCACCCAUGAUGUAAUUUAUUUAUUGUUCGGCCGGGCGUGUCCUGAUGAUCGGCGCGGACACAUUCAAAUGUAGUUCCGAAAUGCAAUCUCGUGCCACAUUAUACUCCUGGUACACCGUGUACCCAACAUUAUUGAACCGCGGUGGUGAUUAUUGAUGAUUUAUUGAUUAUUGGCGUUAUUGUCAGCGGCUGUGAUUACUUUCCGAGUUGAUUUUUGUAAUUUCGAAAAAAAGUACAUUUACUAUACUUACCUAAUAAUGUUAUGUAGUUUGAAGUGUUUGUUUACAUCCAUACAUCGACAUUCAAAAACUAAAAAAAAAAUUAAAAUUUUAUAAUAUAGUAUUCAAUGACAAGAUUUCUUUGUAAAAAUGUGGUAUCAUAAAAUAUUAUACUUCAAGCCGUAUAAAAAACAAUUCAUGCUUUCGUCGUACUCACAAAAUCGAUAUGGAAUAUUAUAAGCGUAGACAUCGUUAUUAAAUGGAUCACUCCGUUCCUAAAUUACGUAUACAUUACUGUAUUGUAUUUUAUAAAUAAUGAUUACACGUUCGUAUUGUUAUUAAAAUAUUUCGCUUACCCGCUCCGUGAACAAUUAAAACAUUGAACUAUUAUAACAAUAUUAUUACGGCCGGUGACAAAAUGAAAAAUUCAGUGUUACCAAACCAUGUGGUGUUUUGUAUAGCUUUGGUUAGUGCAUAUUAUAGGUAUAUCAUUGUCCUUGCGCAAUAUUUAUAAACCGUUAUUAUAUAUUAAUGCUAUUUAUUGAAAAAUUGUAAUAUUAAAAUAUACUAUUAUUAUUAUAUUGUUAUCGUCCGUGGACCAUGAUAACAGAUAAGUGCUCAAUAAUAUUAAUAAUAAUAAUAAUAAUAACAUAAUAUAAGCAUUCCGUGACGUCACAUACAUAAAUAAUGAGUAAAUCAUAUUAUGCUAUAUUAUAUUAUAUGCGUACGCCCGAUAGUUGGUCCAAAUCGCUUUUUUCGACAACGGUUGCGAUAGUUUUAUUUAUUUUUUUUAAAAAUAUUUUACGCACUUGCGUGUGUGAUAUUAUUCAGACUUGACUGAACGCGUGUUAUACAGUUGGAUGGUAAUUAAAAAUUAUUAUCCACCUCGACGAAAUGUGCUUACCAUUAUAAUAUUAUUACUUUGUUUUUAAAUUGUUUAAUUUGAAUUAGAUAUUAUGAAUGUGACGACGCAAAUGUUUGAUGACGCGAUACGUGAAGAUUAUAAUAUUUUCAUACCGAUAUUUUAUCUGAUGUAUCUACCUAUUAACUAUUAUAAUUUAUAAUACAAUGUUAUAUUAUGUUACAUUAUUACCUUAAGUUUAAAAUUAUUGAUACUAUUUUUUAAGUUAUUCAUUUCAUUUGAAUAUUUUAAGAUAUUUAUGUAACUAACACAAAUUGAAUAAUAAAUGUGUAAAUACCAAACAAAAACAAAACCUACGUUUAAAACUUUAAACUUAUACCUAUUUACCUGUAGAGUGUAUUCUUUAUUUUAAUUAGAUUACUGAUAUUUGUUCUUACAUCAUAUUAUUAGGUUUGUGAAUUUGUAAAUAUAUGUUUUAUACAUAAGUACGAUCAUUCUAUCAAAAUACACAUAAGUAAAUUAAAUUGUUUAAGCCACUCAAUGUGUUGAAUUUGUCAAUGUCCAUUUGUACAGGAUUUUGACAUGCACACUAUACAGAGUAAUUCAAAAAGCAUGCUCACCCUAAUUUUUUCAUUUAAUAAUGAAUUUAUUCAAUUUCUGAUUUUUGGAAUUUUUAAAUGUGCAUUAAAAUCAUAUUAUUUUUGGUACUAUUAAAGUCCUGUGCCAAUACAAAUUUUGUU
Molecule: messenger RNA, 3325 nt
Organism: Metopolophium dirhodum (rose-grain aphid)
Lineage: Eukaryota; Metazoa; Arthropoda; Insecta; Hemiptera; Aphididae
Product: bone morphogenetic protein 4-like
Exons: 4
Coding region: 27-1397 (456 amino acids)
Biological process (GO): BMP signaling pathway; SMAD protein signal transduction
Cellular component (GO): extracellular region
Molecular function (GO): cytokine activity; growth factor activity
Source: RefSeq, a predicted model, not a curated record